Messenger RNA from Cryptomeria japonica (Japanese cedar), 2005 nucleotides. Its product is annotated as E3 ubiquitin-protein ligase DIS1. Gene Ontology annotation, molecular function: ubiquitin protein ligase activity; protein binding; zinc ion binding. The coding region runs from base 712 to 1629 and encodes 305 amino acids. The transcript is spliced from 4 exons. The record is from RefSeq and is a predicted model, not a curated record. Lineage: Eukaryota; Viridiplantae; Streptophyta; Pinopsida; Cupressales; Cupressaceae. Gene Ontology annotation, biological process: ubiquitin-dependent protein catabolic process; multicellular organism development. Gene Ontology annotation, cellular component: cytoplasm.
GUUUAUGUAUUUGCAUUUUCUAUCUUAACUAUUGUUUUUUAGUUUUCAAUUUUUGACUGACUUUUCGUAGUCUAUUUAUUUGUGCGGGUCUUCUGGAAUCAACCGCCUAGUAUUUCAAUUAUCUGAUGCUUCGAGUCUCUCAUUUUGAUGCAUAACAUUAAUCAAGAUAAACCAGAUUGCUAAAUGUCUAUUUCGUUUAUUGUUUGUAUUGAACGUUAAGGUAUGCCACUUUCGUUGCAUAUUGCGCAUAUUUAGAAAUGUUUAUAUUGAUCUUGGUGCAAAUGGUAUUUGAACACCGGUGUCUGGUAUGAAAACCCCAUUGGUUCACCCCGCGAGCCAACCCUUUAACUAGAAGGUGAGGGAAUAGAUACUUUCAACCAUUAUGUGCCAUGAAAGAGGAAUUUUUUGCAGGUGAACACCCAAGUUUGGUUGGGAAGGUGGAAUUCCUGGGUCGGUGUCGAAUCUGGCCUGCCAGUUGUAACUCCCACCAACUAACCGGUUGAUCGCAGUCCAGCAGGCUUUGUAUGGACAGUUUAGGCAUGGUAGCUUGCCGGCCAGGGUUUUUGGCUGUAUGAGAUUUUGACUGCUCUUUGAUGGACUUUUCGGUAAAAUUCAUCAUUCUUAUCGUUGGCCUAGACAGGAUUCUAAAGACCUUGGAGAUAUCUGUUGUGAGGUUGUAGGUACAACGGUAUUUGCUGUCUGAGAGUGGUAAUGGCAUCAGGCAAUAUCCAUUGUGCAGACAUGCAUGAAGUGCCAGAAGUUAUUGAUGCAACUCCUCCAAAUCCUGUAGAGCAUGAUGUAGGUGAAGUGAAAAGCUCCAUCCGUCUUACAGUCAAAUCUAACAUCACUGCUGCAAGUAGUGUCCAUGAACUACUGGAAUGCCCAGUAUGCACUAAUUCUAUGUAUCCUCCCAUUCUCCAGUGUCCGAAUGGUCAUACACUAUGUUCUCAAUGUAAAUCCAGAGUUCACAACCGUUGCCCUACAUGCAGACAUGAUCUUGGUAACAUCAGAUGCUUGGCCUUGGAAAAGGUAGCGGCUUCCCUUGAACUUCCUUGCAAGUACCAGAGGCAUGGUUGCCAGGAAAUAUUUCCUUACUACAGUAAAGAAAGCCAUGAGGGCCGUUGUAUUUUCAGGCCAUACAAUUGUCCAUAUGCUGGUUCUGAGUGUACUGUAACUGGCGACAUUCCUUUUCUUGUAGCUCAUUUAAGAGAUGAUCAUAAAGUGGAUAUGCAUUGUGGUUGCACUUUCAACCAUCGAUACGUGAAGUCAAAUCCCCAUGAGGUUGAGAAUGCUACGUGGAUGUUAACUGUAUUCAAUUGUUUUGGGCAGUUCUUUUGCUUACAUUUUGAAGCAUUUCAGUUGGGAAUGGCACCUGUAUACAUAGCUUUCUUGCGAUUUAUGGGAGAUGAUAAUGAUGCGAAGUGUUUUAGCUACAGCCUUGAGGUUGGAGCAAAUGGUCGGAAAUUACUGUGGCAAGGAGUGCCACGAAGCAUUAGAGAUAGCCACAGGAAGGUGCGUGAUAGUCAUGAUGGACUGAUCAUCCAAAGAAACAUGGCACUGUUUUUUUCUGGUGGUGAAAGGAAAGAAUUGAAACUGAGAGUAACUGGACGUAUUUGGAAGGAGCAAUAAUUAGCUUGGCAUUUGAUGGUUAAUGUCGUGUGAUUUUUCUGCUGCUUAAAGCUCUUCAAUUUCAUUUGAAGGGCAAAGAUCUGAUAUAUAAGCCAUCCUUAUCUUCAAUUACCUCUGCAGAAGCUUCAGAAUUAUUUUCAAUUAGAACACUGUAGCGCAUCCUCUGAAAUGAUUACGGAAAGCCAUAGCUGAUGAAUACAUAACCUGCAAAGGAUACGCCCUUUGAUAUCUUGACAUUCCUAAGAAAUGAAGUAUUUGCUAAAUGUGGAGCUUCGUUGUAAAUCUAUCUGCUGUUCAUCUUUGAUGAAAACUAUUCAUCAAAACUACAAUUACUGAUGCUUUAUUAGCUUAAAUUAUUGAAAUAUCAUUUUGUGCC